UCGACAAAAAUAUUGCAAGUCAAGGUCAAGUGCCAAUUUUCAGAAACAGUUUAAAUUUCUGUUGAAGAAACUAUUAAAAAUGUGCGAUAAUAUCGUUCUCGGUGUUAGAUUACAACCAAAUCAGUAUCAACGAAUUAAAUUAGACAAUAUAAAUUUAGACAACAACGUAGGUUUGGUUAAAGAUGAGGCUGCAAAAACACUUAAUGUGGAAAAACAAAGGAUGGAAUUGGUGUACUGUGGCAUUAUAUUGGAAGACAAUUCUACGUUAUCGUCAUACGGGGUUAAAUCAGGUGUUACUCUUCACGUAUUGGAGAAGAAAGUACCUGUGGUGCACACCAAAGUAAAGCCUAUAAGUGAAACAGACGUUCAACAACUAGUGGUAGCAUUUCGUUCUUUUCUUGUGUGCUCCGGCUACAGGGCAGCACUACACAAACUUUCUCGUCCGAAUGUUCUCGACAAUAUUAUCACCUCAACACCGGGUUUGGCUGAAGACCCAGUUGCCAUAGCUAUAAUUCGCGAUUCAGAAUUAAUAAUGCAGUUGGCCGAUCCUGACACUGUACGAUCGAUCGGAGAGUCACAUCCCGCCUUAAUAGACGCAGCACAUCGCAUUGCUGCUUUUGUAAGCAAAGAAACACAAAGCACGCCAUUUAAUACCCAAGCAAGUACCAGUUCCGGCUACUCCUAUUCACUUGAAGCUCUAUCGGACGACGAAGACAUGGAAUCGCCAAACGAAACUGCUCAAGAGGCCGCCCCUCUAACCCGUAAUUCAUCUUACAAUGCGAUCACGGCGGCUCAACUCGCAGCAGCUAUUGCUAAUGCAACUACUGCCACGUACGGAUUGUCAAGCAGCCCUGGAAACACAUCAAGUACUCCCACAGGGGGUACCAACAACAUUAUUACAUCGGAAAUGUUCAGUAAUGCCAUGCAGCAAGCUUUUGCUUUGUCACAAAAUCAGACACCUCCAACUAACAGAUUGGGAAGUCCGAGUGUUCCAGAGGGUUUCGAGGCAAUGACACGACGAUUACAGCCACAACUGCAGCAAAUGCGUGAAAUGGGGCUUGUUAAUGAAGUUAUAAAUAUUAGGGCGUUACAAACUACUUCGGGUGAUGUGCAAGCAGCAAUUGAACUUGUGUUAAGCGGCGCUUUUUCAUAGACCGAUAUUGAAGUAGGCUGAGCUUUUUGUGUAAUUUAAAAUUGCCAUAGAUUUUAUAUAAUUAUGCUUUCUGAAAGUAAUACUUUUCGCAUUGAAUUAUUCAAGAUUUUAAGUUUUUUAGAGGACAAAACUGGGAUGUUCCCAAUUAUCUGUAAAAUAUAUGAGGAUUUUUCAAAAUUGUGCUCAAAAAAGCUAACUAAAAUUAAAAACUUUGUAGAACUUAAAAAAUCCUCAUCGAAUAAAUAAAAGAAAAAUAAUAUUUUA
Photinus pyralis (common eastern firefly) is the source of this 1417-nucleotide messenger RNA. Its product is annotated as ubiquitin-like protein 7. The transcript is spliced from 2 exons. Gene Ontology annotation, cellular component: cytosol. The coding region runs from base 80 to 1153 and encodes 357 amino acids. Gene Ontology annotation, biological process: ubiquitin-dependent protein catabolic process. The record is from RefSeq and is a predicted model, not a curated record. NCBI's taxonomy places the organism in Eukaryota, Metazoa, Arthropoda, Insecta, Coleoptera, Lampyridae. Gene Ontology annotation, molecular function: polyubiquitin modification-dependent protein binding.